This is a messenger RNA of Gaeumannomyces tritici R3-111a-1, 1467 nucleotides long. RefSeq lists its product as hypothetical. The coding region runs from base 1 to 1467 and encodes 488 amino acids. The record is from RefSeq and is a predicted model, not a curated record. Gene Ontology annotation, molecular function: mannan endo-1,6-alpha-mannosidase activity. Lineage: Eukaryota; Fungi; Ascomycota; Sordariomycetes; Magnaporthales; Magnaporthaceae. Gene Ontology annotation, biological process: fungal-type cell wall biogenesis; carbohydrate catabolic process. The transcript has 4 exons.
AUGUUUGGCAGUUCCAAACUGUCGCCAGCAGGCGUCCUCCUGCUGGCGGCGGCGAGCAUCCUGCCGGUGACGGCCCAGGCUCCCGCCGCCCCUGCUCCCGCCGCCCCAGCGGGAGACCCUCAUCCAUUCUACAAGAUUGGGACUAGAGAUCAAAUAAUACAGUCCUCACGAGACCUUGCCUGGGAGGUCAUGGCUCUAUACCCUGGUAACCAAACCGGCCAGGAAACUGGAAUUCUCCCCGGACCGCCAGACGACGGCAAGGGGCCGUACUACUGGUGGCAGGCUGGAGCGAUGUGGGCUGCCAUGAUCGACUACUGGCACUUGACGGGGGACACCACCUACAACAAACUGGUCACCGAUGGUAUUCUGGCCCAGCACGGCCCCGAUCGCGACUUUCAGCCGCCUGCGCAUCGUGCUUCGCUCGGAAACGACGACCAGGGUUUCUGGGGUCUGGCCGUCAUGCAGGCCGCCGAGAUGAGGUUUCCCGAUUCGCCCAAGGAAGGCGAUGCACACUGGCUUGCCCUGGCACAGGGCGUUUGGGUGACACAGGCGUCCAAGGAGAGGCACGACGAACUCUGUGGUGGAGGAAUGAGGUGGCAGGUUCCCCCCACGAACACAGGGUACAACUAUAAGAACACUAUUGCCAACGGCAUCUACUUCAACCUCGGUGCUCGCCUUGCCCGCUACACCGGCAACCAGACUUAUCUCAAGGAGGCCGAGCGAACUUGGGACUGGCUGUGGGCUGUCAAGUACAUCGACCAUGACACCUACAAGGUUUUCGAUGGAGGUCACGUCGAGCAUAACUGCACCGAUAUCAACAAGCAGCAGUUCUCGUACAACGCCGGCGUUCUCGUCCAGGGAGCCGCUUUCAUGUACAACCAGACCAAGGCACAGAAAUGGAAGACGGCCGUCGAGAAGCUAACCGAGGCCAUAUUCCGUGACUUCUUCGAGAAGGGAGCUGCGUUCGAAAUCUCGUGCGAGCACCUCGACAAUCAGUGCACCCAGGACAUGGUCAUGUUCAAGGGAUUCGUCGCCCGCUGGAUGCCUGUGGUGGUGCAGCUGGUGCCCGAGAUGCGGGGGACCAUUAUGCCCGUGAUGCGCAAGUCGAUCGAGGCGGGCCUGAGGCAGUGCACGGGCGGCCCGCGCGGCCGCACCUGCGGCUUCUACUGGAGCAAGGGCGUUUUCCGCGACCCCAACGCCGACGGCACAACGGGUGUCGGCGAGCAGAUGAACGUUCUCUCGGGCGUCAUGUCGCUGCUGCACGAGUUCCCCAAUAACCCGGUCGAGGGCCCCGUCACGCUCGAGACGGGCGGCACCAGCAGGGGCGAUCCCAACGCCGGCCUGCGCCACACCCCUACCAGGUCGUUCAAGGAGAUCACGGGCGGCGACAGGGCAGGCGCCGGAAUCCUGACCACGCUGCUCAUCGGCAGCGGGCUGGGCAUGUUUGGUUGGAUGAGCUACGACUAA